AAAGCUAUGUCAUUGUAUAUGAUAAAUCUCACUCCUCGUUCAUCUUCAUGAUGUCCAUCGAACAAGACCCCUCCGUACCCGCCCCAACUUCCAAAAAGGACGCCAGCAAACCUCGCCGUCGCUUCAUUGGCUCAAAAUCCUCCAAACCGACGUCCUCCUCUAAUCCUUCUAACUCUGUUCUACGAAAUCAAAUCCCGGCAGAGAUCCUCGAAGACCCCCAGCUGAACGCGAUCAUCGAGAAGGUCCUCCCCAGAAACUACAGUUUCGAGAUCUACAAAACCAUCCAUCAUGUGCGAAAGAAUGGGAGUAAGAUGGUAGCUUUGCAGAUGCCUGAAGGAUUGCAAAUGUUUGCGUGUGCGAUUGCCGAUAUUAUCGAGAGAUUCACACCAGCAUUGACAACGAUAAUGGGAGAUGUAACCUAUGGAGCUUGUUGUGUUGAUGAUUACACUGCACUCGCUCUAGGCUGUGAUAUGCUUAUACACUACGGGCACUCCUGCCUCGUUCCUUCGAAUUUCACUCAGGAAAUCAAGACUUUGUAUGUGUUUGUCGAGAUCGGUAUCGAUUCAGUCCACGUACACCAGACAAUUCGCGCCAACUUGCCCAGUGAUCGCGAUGCGUUUCACGACGCCCUAAUGACCAUUGGCAUGGGAGAAGGAGGCGAACAGGAAAUAAAAGCUGGAGAGAGAAUACCUAUUGCUGGCCCGGGACUAAGGAUCGAAGCUUCACCGCAUAAGUCUGUAGAGGAAAAAGACCGUGAUGUAGCUGUGAUACUUGCCGAACAGAAAGAUUUGAAUCCGACUAGGUUGGCAUUGGUGUCGACAAUUCAGUUUGUCGCUGCUCUGCAACGACUAAAAGAGGAUUUAAGUGACCCAUACAUUCCUUCUUCGACUUCUGCUACUCCUCUUUGGACUUUCCCUUAUGAAACAACAAUUCCUCGAUCUAAACCUUUAUCACCUGGUGAAAUUCUAGGAUGUACUGCACCAAAGCUGGGCGAAGAGGUCGACGCGAUCGUCUACUUAGGUGAUGGACGCUUUCACCUUGAAGCUAUCAUGAUAGCCAAUCCAUCAGUGCCAGCGUUCAGGUAUGAUCCAUAUUCGAAAAAGCUUACUCGUGAGCGGUAUGGCCACAAAGAGAUGAGGUCAGUGAGAAGAGAUGCAAUCGAGGGCGCAAGGAAAAGUAUUGGUUGGAUUAAAACUGUUGAAUUAUUGAAAGGGACGGCAGAUCCUGCGCCUAUUGAGGAAGAAGAAACAGAUACACCUCUUUGGGGAUUGAUACUCGGUACUCUUGGGAGGCAAGGAAGUUUCAGGCAACUACAGGCGAUAACAAAUCAACUACAAGAGUCUCGUAAACCUAUUCCCUACAUGCCUAUCCUUCUAUCCGAACUUUCCCCUGCAAAGCUGGCACUUUUCAACGCUGGUCGAAGUCCAUCUUUCUCUACCAUUGAUACACACUCGCACGGACUCCAACGAUACUCUAAACUACCAUCGACCAAUCAUCCUCGAAUAUCUACCUUUAUCCAGACUUCUUGCCCCCGACUUUCCAUCGACUGGGGGUACGCGUUUGAGCGUCCAUUGUUGAGCCCGUAUGAAUGUGCGGUGGCGAUGGGUACAGGGAAGAACACGGAAUGGUUUGAUUCUGGAGUGGAAACUAAGACAGUAGGAGCUGAAGGAUUCGGUAAGCAGGAGAAUGACCACUAUCCGAUGGACUUUUACACCGCUGGUAGUCCGUGGGCUUUGUCAAGAGUCAAAGGUGUAUUUACAUAGAAGAUCAAGUUUUGAGGCUGAAUAGUUAUGUAGCUAUCGGCAGAGUGGGCUGAAUCGAAUCAGAUGAGUCCGCAGUGCUACCACUGAGAGUGACAAAUUGUGACAGCAGUCACCAUCC
Messenger RNA from Lentinula edodes (shiitake mushroom), 1881 nucleotides. Its product is annotated as putative diphthamide synthesis protein-domain-containing protein. The coding region runs from base 48 to 1763 and encodes 571 amino acids. Gene Ontology annotation, biological process: protein histidyl modification to diphthamide. Gene Ontology annotation, molecular function: 2-(3-amino-3-carboxypropyl)histidine synthase activity. The record is from RefSeq and is a predicted model, not a curated record. Lineage: Eukaryota; Fungi; Basidiomycota; Agaricomycetes; Agaricales; Omphalotaceae. The transcript has 4 exons.